AUGAUGAGCAACAACUACCUCUACGGGCCCCUGCCAGACUGCCUCUUUGACAAGUGUGUCAACCAAAUCGAUGUGAGCAACAACAGCCUGUACGGGCGCAUCAACCGCGACUUUAAAAACAUGGUGGCGGAUCAGGGUGACGCGCUCAUCAACUUGGCUCACAACUUCUUCUUUGGCGAUGCCGUUCUCUUUGCUGCCGGCUGCAAGGUUUGCCCCGUUGAGAUUACCGAACCCAACAACCUGGGCAUGGGGGAUACCAACUGGGUGCGUGCCGGCAAGUGUAGCGACGCUGCAGCCACUGGUCUGCGAGUUUACUCCGUGGCGGGGGCUGGCAAGCAGGCGAGGGUGAGUCUGCUGGGCAACUGCCUGACGCCUAGCACAGACCGGGCGUGCUCCUCCAACGCCACCCAGCGCAGCACGGCAGCCUGCCAGGCGUUCUGCAGCAUCACGGACAACGGCCCGUGUGACGGCCAUGGGGAGUGUGUGCCGCCUGCACCCGGUUCCACCUCCAACUUCACCUGCCUCUGUCAUGCCGGCUACUCAACUCUCGACAUGGGCAACGGCUCUACCUGUGCCAUCGUCAACUCCACCACCACCACCACCAAUGGUGAGCCCUGCUAG
Molecule: messenger RNA, 621 nt
Organism: Closterium sp. Yama58-4
Lineage: Eukaryota; Viridiplantae; Streptophyta; Zygnematophyceae; Desmidiales; Closteriaceae
Source: the annotation of a GenBank genome assembly